UUCUCGUCAGUCUGUGUUUACUACACAUCAACACCAGAUGGGUUCUGCUACCUCAAAAAUUCCAGUGACGGUUCCGGAAUCUUAUCUCAUAGGCUUUGAAGUUAACAGACCUCUAUAUUUUUGGAUCAUUCUAAUUAUUUCUGUUUUGGCAUUAACAGCAAAUCUUUUAGCCAUAAGAACAGUCAUACACAGAAAAUACAAAUAUCUACAAAAAACAUGCAUAAUAUCGUUGGCAAUCUCGGACAUAUUGUCGGUGACACUUUUUGCUCUAAAUAACUUGGACUUGCUCAGAAAGAAGCCUAUGUACUGGAUUUAUGGAGAAUUUCUUUGUCACUUUAUACCCGUAGGUCAAGUUCUAGGAAACUUAAGUAGCUCCAUCGCUCUAUUGGUUAUCGCUCUUGACAGGUACCAUAACGUCGUUCACGCGUUAAGUAAAAAAUGGAACCCAGCACUUUGGAAAUGCUUAGGUGCAACUUUUCUUUUUUGGAUUGUUUGUACAGGUAUUUCUUACCCAGUGGUGACGUUCUACUUAUUCAUUCCGAUCUUAGUAAACGGUUACGAAUCUGCACUUUGCUCAGGAGCACCGAUAACUAAGUCCCUUAUACUGAUUUACUACACUUGCAUGACUUUCCUCUUUUUUACCCCGAUUGUGAUAAUGUUUUUUUGGUUUUACUAUAAGAUUGCCCAAAUGAUUUGGAAACAUAGAAAACCACCGUCAGAGGCAUACAGUCAAGAAAUUACCGAAACCUCUACAGCUACUAGAACGACCACCAUUGAUGCUUCAGUGGUAACUUCAAAAAUAAAAAAGAAAAACGUACAAAUGGAACGAAAAGUUAGAAGCUUUAAGAUCGUUGUGAGCUUAAUCGUUGCUUUUAUCGGAUGCCGGCUACCUUAUUGGAUGUUAAUGUUAUAUCAGCAAGUAAAUUUAGGAGAUAACGUAAAUAUCAUGUGGAAUAUUAGAUUUUGCUGUAUAGCCGUGUAUCUAUUUAAUUGCUUGCUUAAUCCAUUUCUUUACACUUUUUUGAAUUUUACCAUAGUAUUUAGCAGGAAGUUUAGCAAUAUUGUGACGACAAUAUGUUGCUGCUGGUGUUCAGAUUCGGAGUUUAAAGAUUUUGAAGCUGGGAAGCCUAUGGCUGAGUGUAUUAUUAUUGGAGUAAACAAUGCAAAAAAUGAAUGUAAACCCAAUGUUACAUUUUUAAAUGUUCCCAUUGAAUUACCCCAGUACGCCAGGAGAGAAAUAUUUUAAGAUGUUUCUUCGUAAUAUAGUGUAAUUUUUAAAUAAUUAAAAAAAGUUAAACCUGUGCUAGUAUUGUAUAAAUAUAUAUUUUUUGCAAUAAAGGAUAAUAUUUCA
This is a messenger RNA of Anthonomus grandis grandis, 1351 nucleotides long. Its product is annotated as somatostatin receptor type 3-like. Gene Ontology annotation, cellular component: membrane. Gene Ontology annotation, biological process: neuropeptide signaling pathway. NCBI's taxonomy places the organism in Eukaryota, Metazoa, Arthropoda, Insecta, Coleoptera, Curculionidae. The transcript has 5 exons. Gene Ontology annotation, molecular function: neuropeptide receptor activity. The coding region runs from base 38 to 1246 and encodes 402 amino acids. The record is from RefSeq and is a predicted model, not a curated record.